This is a messenger RNA of Odontomachus brunneus, 3004 nucleotides long. RefSeq names its product FAS-associated factor 2 (gene Faf2). NCBI's taxonomy places the organism in Eukaryota, Metazoa, Arthropoda, Insecta, Hymenoptera, Formicidae. The transcript is spliced from 8 exons. The record is from RefSeq and is a predicted model, not a curated record. Gene Ontology annotation, cellular component: endoplasmic reticulum. Bases 341 to 1645 code for a protein of 434 amino acids. Gene Ontology annotation, molecular function: ubiquitin binding.
UUGUUGACUGUCGCGCGUACAGUCAUUCGGUCCUGGUUGCGCAUGAAAGAGAACCUUGAAAUUAUACCGUGAAAAAAGUCAUGACAUCGAAAACAUUGUGCACGUAGCGACGAAAUGAGACGAAUCGUGUCGUGACGUUAAGAAACGUGGUUUGGUCGACUGAGGAACGCUCUCAAGGUUAAGUCCCGCCGAUCUAUCCAUAUAUUCAAAUGGUCUCGCGUUAUAACCUUUGUCACGUAUGCGUCCCUUAUAUCAGCUGAUGAGUUCGACGUAACUGUGCUCACAGCAGUAGAUUUCCAAAACAGUUCGCCCCUCACGAUUGAAGGAAAAAGACGUUGUCAUGGCAGAUAUUGCCUUAGGAGAGCUCAGCAGCGAUCAGACUGAAAAAGUACUACAGUUCCAGGACCUCACUGGGAUCGAGGAUUUGUCAGUAUGCAGAGAUGUUCUUCAGAGGCACAACUGGAACUUGGAAGUUGCAGUUCAGGAACAACUAAACUUAUAUGAAGGCAGACCAUCCAUGUAUGCACAAGACUCGCGGUCCCGUCCACCGCAGGUUGUAGAUGACAGUAGUUCCAGAAUUUAUUUCAAUUAUCCUGGUAGCUCUGGUGGAGGUGGUGGUCUUUUGUCCUAUAUUUUGUCUAUGUGUUAUAACAUAGUGAGCAGCAUCCUACAGUUAGUUUUUGCAAUAUUUAGGACAAAUGUUAGACCUGUGUCCUCCGAUCCAGUGGAAGAUGUAGUCAACUUUAUUAGGUCUUACGAGGAGCGUUACGGUAACAUUCAUCCAGUAUUUUACCAGGGCUCCUACAGCCAAGCUCUGUCAGAUGCAAAGCAAGAAUUAAGAUUUCUAUUGGUAUAUCUGCAUAAAGAUGAGGCACAAGACAUCGACCAGUGGUGCAGAAAUACAUUAUGCGAUCCGGAAGUAAUCCGAUACAUAAACAUACAUACCCUAUUUUGGGCGUGUAACGUAAAAUCCGGAGAAGGUUACAAAGUCGCUGAAGCACUGAAGUCGGGUUCUUACCCCUUCUUAGCGUUGAUCGUGUUAAAAGACAACAGAAUGACGAUAGUUGGUCGAAUGGAAGGUGCACCAUCUUCCGCUGAUUUAACGUCACGUUUACAAACGAUCAUAGAACGUAAUGAAAUUAAUUUGAUCCAAGCACGUCGGGAAAGGGCAGAACGUAGUGCUGCGCAAUCUCUUCGACAACAACAAGAUCGUGCUUACGAAGAAUCGUUACGUGCUGACCAAGAAAAAGAUCGCAGGAGAGAAGAAGAACGAAGAGCACGCGAGGAGCAAGAAGCCCGGGAAAAAGAAGAACUAAACGCGCAAGAACUAGAAAUCCAACGUAUACGACUUGAAAAAGAAUUAACUGUUGACAAAGUGCCCCUCGAACCAGAACCAUCAAAUCCCAACGCAUGUCACCUUCAGAUCAAGUUUGGAGAAAGAACAAUGAAAAGAAGAUUUCUUAUGACUGACACGGUUGAGGAUGUUUAUCAUUGGAUAUUUAGUCAACCAGAUUCCCCAGCAAGUUUCGAAAUAACAACAAGUUUUCCCAGAAGAAUUCUAUAUCCUUGUAAAGACAUUCUAACUCUGUUGGAUGUUGGUUUAACUCAUAGGGAGGUUCUUCACGUAAACGAUCUAGACGAUUAAUUUUGAUCGUUAAUUUGGAGAUACAGCAUUUUUCGAAUUUUAGUAUCAUUCCAUGAAAAAAUGAUACUGUCAUGAGAGACACUUAUCAAGAGAUAUUGAUACACAUGUGGGACAGCAUAUACAUACGUAAACACACGCAUACACAUGUAUACAUAUAAAAGGAAUAUAUACGUAUAUGCUGAAUGUUUCUGAAUGGCUAAACUUUAGAAAUCGUCGUAAGGAUAUCGUAUGAACAUGAAUCUAAAAAAGCAUUUGCAAAUCCAUGUUUAUGACGCUUCUUAUAAUGAAUAAAAUGUUCCUGAAAUUUGGCCAUCUAUUUCAGAAACACACAGUACAUAUUUAUAUAUACAUAUAUAUGUUUGAUACAUUCUAAUAUUUUACGUGAAUUAUAGUUUACUGGAAGGAAAAUACAGUCACAAGGUAACGUCAGGAAAUAUACCAAAAUGAUAGGAAUCAAAAAGUAUGUCAUAUUAUUGCUUAUUAAAAUUAUCAGUGUUAACAAAUUGGUACAGCUAUUCAGUCACCACCGCACUUAUCGAAAAAAUGCAUUUCGAAUAGUAAAAACGCGAUAGAUAGGAAUAUGUAUUAAAUAUUAAGAAAUCAUUAUGUGAAGCGAUCUCGUAAACAAAAGGAAUAUACAAGAAAAUAUUUCUUUUAUAUCUUCCGAUUAAACGGUGUCUUGGUAUUAAAUGGCGAUGUUACAUGUAUGUUCCGAACAAAUUUCAGUACGUGGAUAAAUUUAAAUGCAUCUGGCAUUUACAUAAAUUUAUCCACGUAUCUUCUUUGUUCGUUACAUAUAUACAUCACAAAUAUUUUGGUCUUAUAUAGAUAAAUAUUAUAUAAAAAAAGCAGAACAUUUUUUAAUAUGACCGUUAUAUACAUAUAUAUAUAGCACAAUCAGUUCCUUACUGACUAAAUGCGCAUAUGUUCGUGAUAUAGUUUAACGAAACUAAUAUUAACGGUGAAUAACGAAUUUUAUGAAUUAUAGUAUGUAAGUUUCAAGUUCCAAUAGAACAAAGAAUUUUUAUCGACCAAUUGAAUCAUUACAAUUUAAUAGCAUUUAUAAAUAAUAUUUUUUGUUCGAAUGAAAAAUGAUUCCUAACAUUUGCGACCAUUAUUAGUACGUAUAUUAUACUAAUGUCUGAUGUGUGUUGUUCUGAAAUGUGAUGUAAAAGAAGCAUCGAAUCUUAUCGGUUAUCAAUCAACACAACUGUCUCUAUAGAUGAUAAUAACACUGUUGUAAUUUCAUAUAAUUAUUUCUGCUGUUUUCUCUUAAGUUCUGUUUUAAGUUCUCUUUUUCGUUCUUACGAUAUAACGCACGACAAAUGAAUAUAAUAUAUUUCAGUCUUGAUUGCCAAA